UUCGGACAGGAGGGCAGGGUAUUGGAUACCCCGUUGUAGUUUUUAUGGUGGUGUAAUAGUUGCUAAAUAUAAUAUAAGUUGAGUACUUCUUGCAAUUUUGGCAGAUAUCUGUCAUUUCAUCCCAGCAUCGUUUGUCGAAUUCAUAAAUUAAUACAUAAUGGUUCUAAGUGAUUCUGAGCUCGAUACCGCCCGCGAGGUGUUCCUGAUCUUCGACAAACAGGGUGACGAAUGUGUUUCCUCCGAAGAUAUCGGAAUCAUUCUGCGCGCCAUGAACAAAAACCCGCUUGAGACUGAGGUCGCAAAGAUCCAAACAGAGUUGGACCCAAGUGGCGAAGCCCGCAUCACUUUCUCUAAAUUCGCCCCGAUUCUUGAGCGAUCCACCAUCGACUGCCCCGGAUCAGUAGAAGAGUUCACGGAUGGACUCCGCGUCUUCGAUAAGGAAGCCAACGGCUUCAUGAGCGCUGUUGAGCUUAGACACGUACUCACUUCUCUAGGCGAGAAGCUAACUUCGAAGCAGGUGGAUCAACUUCUGGUUGGUGUAGAGACAGAUAGCAACGGUGCUAUCAAUUACGAGGAAUUUGUCCGCAACGUCAUGCAGGGUUAAGAGUCACGUCAAAUAUUCAAGAAUAUAUGUAUCGGUUUCUGGGCGAAGUAGUCUGGGAAGGUAUUGUAUUUGCGGUUUUGUAGGAGUUGUAACAGCUAGCAGACACUGUGUGUUUGUCGAGUGAGAUUUGUGUGCAUGAUCCGCAGCCAAAAUAAAACUAACUGGCAUGAUGAUGGCCAGUCAACUCUCAAA
Messenger RNA from Sphaeroforma arctica JP610, 796 nucleotides. Its product is annotated as myosin light chain 1/3/4/6, alkali. Bases 158 to 604 code for a protein of 148 amino acids. The record is from RefSeq and is a predicted model, not a curated record. Gene Ontology annotation, cellular component: myosin II complex. Gene Ontology annotation, molecular function: calcium ion binding. The transcript has 3 exons. NCBI's taxonomy places the organism in Eukaryota, Ichthyosporea, Ichthyophonida.